Molecule: messenger RNA, 4717 nt
Organism: Fukomys damarensis (Damara mole-rat)
Lineage: Eukaryota; Metazoa; Chordata; Mammalia; Rodentia; Bathyergidae
Gene: Tmem273
Product: transmembrane protein 273
Exons: 5
Coding region: 22-417 (131 amino acids)
Source: RefSeq, a predicted model, not a curated record
AGGUCCUCCUGAGAACAGGGCAUGGGUACUGGGCUGGGAGGGGCCAGCAGCACGGAGAGCUGGUUUGUUUCUGUCUUUGUUUUUGCCUGCAGAAUGCUCAGUCACCUACCUCCCCUUCUCCCUCCCAUCCUUCUUUCCUUCCUGCAGCGUACAUCUGUUGAGACCUGCUGUGUGUCCGACAUCAGAGCUCAGGUGUUGGCCACAGACAAGUCUGUGGGAGCUGAGAUCGAUUUCAAAUAUGCCCACCUCGGGACCUUGCUGGGUGUCGCCAUCUCUAUGGGCUUCCCAGUACUGAAGAUCUGCAUGAUCUGGAAGCACCUGUCUGAUCAGGACUCUGCAGGCCAGAGGAACACAGUCCCUGGCUUCACUGAAGCAAAGAGAGAACAGCUUCUUGCAGCAUGGCAGCUCGGCAGCUGAAGCUCCCAGACAACGGGAAAUGAGAGACGGUUGUGGUGGGGGUCUAGGGACUGCGCGGACCUGGACAGAGAAGGCCCAACAGGGACAGCAGCGGAGACCAGCUCAGGAUUCUCACUGGGGCACUGAGUGCCGCUCCUCUUAACACCCUGCUUCCUGUCUUUAGACCUCUGUGAGUAGAGGAAGAGGGGCUUGUUGUUGAGAGAUGCCCAGGUGAUUGAGUUGUGACAAAUGGCAGUGGCAGAAGAGGUCCACCAUCUGGACACUUGGCCACAUUCCCAUCUAAGGAUAUUUUGACUAGAAUGCCCAAGGCUGAUGAUGGCACCUCACAGGGACUUCAUGUGGGAGGCAAAUGACAGAGCUGAAGGACUUGAAUCUUUAAUACUGCUAACCUGCCGGAACUCCACUUCCUCAGGAAGCUAGUUGUACACAGGGAGAACAUUAGCCAGCUGUAGGCAAAGCUAGGAACCAGUGAAACCAAAAGUACUUGGCCUGGUGCUCAUGAUGGAGUUGUCCCUACAUCUGUCCCUACAAUGGCUCACAGGAGUGGGACCCAGUAGAGGCAUGGCUUCCUCAGUACCCCACCUUAGUAGCAUCAUGAAGCUCUCUCUGCAGUCACUGGCCUUCCUUCCUUAGCUGCCAGAAUCCCACAUUGCAGAGGGAGCCUGUGCACAAUGAGUGGGGUGUGGAACCUGUGAACCAGUCCCCAGAAUUGUCACCAGGCCACAGCUGCUAAGAGGAAAGGGCAGCCUGACCAGAGUGAGCACAGCAGCCCUUGACUGCUGCCCUUGGCUACCACUGGCCUGGCCUGCAGCUCUGCAGCUCUUCAGAUGAAAGAGCCAACAAAACAUCAAGUAAGAAAGCAGAUGCUACGCCUGUGCAGAGCUCUACAAGGCAAGCUCAUGCCAUGGUGCUGUGCACGUGUUACAUGGAAGCCAUGAUUGGCAGGGGCCCAGGAGACCUGCAUCAUCUAUUCUUGUCCUUGGUCUGAGGCUCCUCUCGCCUGUCUUACAAAUCUCUCAGUUCUAGGGCUACACUAUGGAAGCCUCUUCUGCUCUGCAGAAAUCUGGGUGGCUGUGGGGGCUGGUUCUCCUCGGAUGGGUGCCCCCCCGUUGUGUGUGACAACAGAUGAGCUAUAUUACAAAACAAAGUGCUGUGUUAUAAUCAUCUGCCUGGAUUCCCAGGGCAUCUUUUACCUGACUUGAUAACAAUGUUCUUCAUUAGCAGCCUUUGUUAACUGAUAACCUGAAGCAGUAAAGCAGUAUUCAUAAGCAAUUUUCUGUGUGUAAGAUAGAAUAAACCGUCUUGUAAGGGAUCUGUUAAUUGAUUCACUUCUUUUAGCAGCAUUUUAAUUAAGGCAUCUGGAUUUGAAUGGCAGAAAUACUUGUAAGCAGAAGGGAAAGUUUCUGGAUUUUCAGCCCACAGAAAUGUCCUGUGCACUGACCAGAGAAACACAGUCACGUGUUGCUUGGUGAUAGGGAUGUGUCCAGGAAGUGCGCAAUUGGGGAUUUUCAUUGCUGUGUAGAUGUUGUAGCUGCCUUCACAGGGAUUGCAACGGUUGUGACAUUGCUAGGUGAUGCCCUGCACGUGGCCCAUCACUGAUGGAAGUAGCGCUAUUCUGAGCAUUCUGUAGGCUGAAGACCAGGGUCCACCUUCAGGCAGUAGGGACAGACCUCAUCCAGGAGGCAGUGUGGUCUGGGACCCCUGGCAAUGAUAUCUCUUAGGUCUGCAUCCCAUACUCAUACUGGCUUCCUUUUGUAAGUCCUCUUGGGAACUUUCAGGAGCCUCCUUGACAGCCUCUCUCCUCUCCCCAGGGGAAACAGUUCUUGGAAGAGUUCCUGAGCGGCCACAACUGUCAUAGUGUCUGUGGGUGAAGUGCCUCAAGCCAGGGCUGUUCCUACCUGAGAGCCUCCCUUGCCACUGAGGAGCAUGCAGGCAGAGGCCAGGGCAGUGACAAACUUGGCCCUGUUGUCUGUCGGGCCUGGGGCACCCAAAGAAUGUGCACAGCCCACUCUGUCCCCAUCAGCCCACCCAAGUGGAGAGCAUCAUGCACAAAGGGAAGGGACAGGUGACUCCAGGGCCAGUGGGGAGGACAGCUGACCUAGAAGACAACAGCUGCAGGUGGCAGCAACAGCCAGGAUCUAUGGGCAGCUGAGGUUUUGGGCAGCUGAGGUUCAGGGCCCCAGGACUGGCACUGGAAGGAGACAGGAGAUGGUUAUCUAACAAGGUUAAUGAAUUCAAAAUCACACUUAGAGGUAGUGAUCAUAGACCUAUAAAUUAAAGAAGCUUGCGCUGACACCCUAAAUUAAAAUCAACACUUAAAAUCUAAACACCCCUGGGUGUGUGCUCUCUCCUCUAUGUAUGUUGAAGGCCAUACAUCAUGGAGUGACAAAACACCUGGAGGUCUGGCAGCUAGCACAGACACCCUUUCAUGAUCAAGGUUGGACGCAGUCAAGACACAGACAAGUUAGGCUGGGGGAGGUGGAAAUAUCAGGGUGACUCGACUCUGGUUUCCUAAUGAGUCCAGAUAGCACCCUGGUCCUUGUCCAUGUGAGAGAUGAAUAUGGUGGAGGUCGGGGCUGACAACAAACGUGACACUGUGGCUGGGUUUCGGGGAAGCCAGCAGUGGAGGCCAAGAUGGUCUGGGGAACAGUACUGGUGAGGAAGAGGAGGGAGGGGAAGGCUCAGCCAGCUCCAGGGCAUGGAGGACCAGGUGGUGUCCAUCUGGGGAGGGUCCCACAAUUGAUAUCUGGGGUUGAGAGCACACCAUCUGUGAAAGCCACCAGAAGGGGAGCAAGCUGGGAGAGUCCUGGAGUGGAGUGGGUAGACCGGAUCACUGUGCCAGAGGGGCUGAGCCAGUGGAGAGGGAGGUGGCCUUGGACAGAUGACCUAUCCUGGAGCCCAUCCCUCCAGAUACCUCAGGACAGCUGGAGUUCCCAUCACUAUCACAACCACCAUGAUGCCCAGUGUCUCCUUCAAGGGUAGAAUAGUCCAAAGUGGACAAUGACCCCAGAGGAUGGCUGCCAUCUUCCCACUGUAUACAAUGCCCUUUGCAUGGUGGCUCACACUUGGCAAUGUGUUACAAAUGCCCUCUGCCCUACUGUAUGGUACCAAGCAAUGUGGGAAAAGGAGAGAAGACAGAGCCAUGGCUCUGAGGGAAAGAAGGCUGUUGGCAAGCAGGUGAGCAGGCAGCGUUCUAAGGUGAGAGCAGGUUGCUGCCAGAGCAUGGCAGGAGGAGAUGCUGAACACAGCAUUGUGGAAGGGGCAUCUUGGCUCCUGGGGUCAACACCCAGGAAUGUCAAAGACCACAGCAAAGCAAAGGGAGGGCAAGGACAUCAUGGCGCCCAGGGCUAAGGCUACACGGAAGCAGGGUGAAGAAAUCGAGGGUCAGAUAAGGUCCUGACAUGUUGGGACAUUUGGCUGUCUGGUGUUCUGUGGAGUCUAUUUUGUCUUCCACAGCGUCAGUUGCAGAAAGGCAGUGAGGGACUGCAGGAAACAGAAAGAUGGAGAAGUUUCUAAGAGUUCUUAGGGGAAUGUUCUAGAAGAAGGAAACCCAGAAGCUUUGCAGAGCAGCAGAAGGAUCCCGUGAGAUAAGCACAAGGGCGACAAACCCAGGAAAAUCCAAGUACAAUGUGACAUGCCAAGAGCAAGAGAAUCAAGUUGCCUGUAAAACUAUGAGGCUGCUAGGGAAGAUAGACUUUUUAUUGACAGAACUGAAUGAAAAAAGAUAAAACAACAAAGUUUUCAAAUUUUUCCAAGGGAAUAAGUAGGCUCCAUAGCAUCCCAUACCAAACUAUUACUCAAUGAGAAGGCAAAAACCAAAAAUGAAAACUUUCUAAGUGCAAAAACUCAGAAACUACUGUUCAAGUAACACACCUGAAAGAAAGAGGAGUUGGACUUUAGCAGAAUGGAAAGUGAAUUUUAGAGGAAUAUGUUAGAUCAAGGAAGAGGCAGUAAGUGAGUGAAAUUUAUGUUUCAGUGAGCCAUGGUUAUCUUGGAAAUGGUAAUAUUAAUUCUAUGCAUUAAAACCCCACAUGGGAGAUUGUAGGGGAGGAGGCAGGAGAGAAGUAAAGCAUUCUAUUAGGGACAUAAUCCAGACUAAUACAGGCAUGGCGUGGAGUACUGGUUAAUUCUUUACAUUGAUAUAUGAAUAUAGUAUUGAAUACAUACAGUAUGAGUUCAGAAGAAGUCUUGGAAUUUAGAACAAAAGGCACAGGAAUCUUCUAAGUAGUUAUGGUCCAAACUGUGGAGCAGGGGGAGGAAGAAGGGAAAGAAGAGGAAUAAACAAGAAAAUGUCAUAAAU